Molecule: messenger RNA, 2254 nt
Organism: Anastrepha ludens (Mexican fruit fly)
Lineage: Eukaryota; Metazoa; Arthropoda; Insecta; Diptera; Tephritidae
Gene: XRCC1
Product: DNA repair protein XRCC1
Exons: 6
Coding region: 115-2046 (643 amino acids)
Biological process (GO): double-strand break repair via nonhomologous end joining; single strand break repair; base-excision repair
Cellular component (GO): nucleus
Molecular function (GO): damaged DNA binding
Source: RefSeq, a predicted model, not a curated record
AAAUUGUUCUUCCGAUUAAUUGUGAAUAAGCGACCGCGGGAUUUUAAUUCGUUGAAUGUUUGCGUACGAAUUUUAUUUAAUUCUUUAACGUAAUAGAAGUCUAUAAUAAAUCUAAUGCCUUUCGCGAAUUUUAAAUCUGUUCGUGAAGUAAGCAGUGAAGAUUGUAAAUAUCCCGCCGAAAAUUUACUUAAACAACCAUCAAAAAAAUGGAAAACUAAGUCGGUCGGCGAAAGACUUGCAUAUGUCAUUCUUGAACUAAAUGAACCACAAACGAUUACCGGUAUUGAUAUUGGAAAUGAACAUUCAGCAUUCAUAGAAGUUUUGGUCAGCAAAACAAGUUGCAACGCAAAAGAUUUUACUGACAUUUUGGUGACAUGUUCUUUCAUGACGCUUAUUGAGAGCAAAAAUUCCACAAACCCUAACCGAGUACGUUGCUUCAAUAAAGAUGCGUUAGUCUCUACGGCUGGAUCUGAAAAGUGGCAAUUUAUUAAAAUAAUUUGCACACAGCCAUUUAACAAACAUAUACAAUAUGGAAUUUCUUUUAUUAAAAUACACGUGGAGUCAGACAUUGAAAAAAGUAAAGUGUCGAUAGCGAAGGUAAGUGAACCAAAAGGCAUUGGUAUGAAAAAUUCGUCUGCGUCUCUGAAUACAUCAUCAUUGGGAAUAUUUAAAUUACGUGAAGAAUCUCCGGAGUCCGAUUCAGAAAUUUCAACAUCACUAUUUAAACGAUGGAAAGCUUCUGAGUUAAGUGAUAUUAAACAUACUCCACAAGAGAGUGUAACGCCGAGAAAACCAUCAUGCCUUACCUACAAUUCUGACAGGAUUUUUAAUGCAUGCUCAAGUCAGUCAGUGAAGCCGAACCAGCAAAAGGAUGAAGAAGAUUUAAAAAAUAGAAAAUCCCCUCAAUGUUUAGAUCGAAAUCGCCAAGAUCUUGCCUUCGGCAAUGAGGAAAAGAUUGUGGACGAAGAAGUUCGAAAGAAAAGACAGCGAUUGUCGGAAAGCAUCGAACUUGAACGUGAGCAAAUGCGUCCUAAAAAUGAUAACUUGAAAAUUCAAAAAGAAAAUAAGAAGGCUGUAUUAACUAGCACACAGUUAGUUAACGUGAAAAGCCCCGUUUUCGACAAUAAAAUAAUUUCUAAUACAAAAAAUAAAGGUGAUGCGUGUAGUAAAAAGGAUGUUAAAGAUAGAAUAUAUCGACUUUUUAAUCAACUGCUGAAAGGUACAGUUUUGGUAAUCAGCGGAAUACAAAAUCCGGACCGCUCGAAUCUUCGCGAUAUGGCUCUAGCAAUGGGUGCUAAAUACAGGGCUGAUUGGGAAUCUGGUUGUACUCAUUUAAUAUGUGCAUUCAAGAAUACUCCAAAGUAUAACCAAGUAAAAGGUAAGGGUAAAAUAGUUACUCGCUCUUGGAUAGAAGACUGUAACAAGCAGAAAAAAUGUUUGCCAUGGCGAAGAUAUGCACUAAAUGGCAGUGAUCUUAAUCAACCCGAAAGUGAGGAGGAGGUGCUUGACGAAUCCCUCAGGCCAAAUGCAUUACCUGUCGUCAAAAAUAACUCCAAAAAUGUCGACGUAAAUACUACAGAUUCUCUUCAUUCUGCGCGCAGUAGCAAUGAAAUUAUUUCGACAAUAUCGUCAGGAAGCGAUACAGAGGACGAUAUUGAACGAGUUUUGCAGAAUAAGCGUUCGCACUGCACAGCUGAGGCCAAUGAAACAAGGAGCGCUUUCGAUGCGUCCACCGAAGAAGAAGACUUUUUAGCUAAGAAGGUGAAAAUCGAGGCAAAUUUAAAAGGCGGAAUGAUUUUGAAAGGGUUGGUAUUUUUUAUUUGCGAGGAUAUAACGUCUGCGGAAAGAAAAAUUGUUGAGAAUUUAAUAAAAACAAAUGGCGGCACAAUAUCAUUUGAGAUGAAUGAAGCUCAGUAUCUGAUAUCAAAUGGGCUGUCGACGGACAAAAUUCGUUCGAAAUACGGUAGUUUAGUGAAGCCGGAUUGGAUUUAUGAAUGCAAUGAUAUGGAAAUUAAGGUUCCAAUAAAUAAGUAUCUUUGUAAAUAAAAAACUUUAAAAAUUUACACUCAGAAACCGGUUUUCAAAUUGAAAUUUACUAAAGUAAGCCUAGUUCACUAUCAUAUCUUACACUUGUCAUCUAAUACUGUCCUUUACAAAUAUGACAAUUACCCAAAUGUAAAUUAUAUUUUCGCUCAAAUUAAUUCCAAAAAACCUUAGUUGCUUCUUUGACUUCAAAUAAAUAUCGAAAACUUUA